Messenger RNA from Plasmodium fragile, 4128 nucleotides. RefSeq lists its product as uncharacterized. Bases 1 to 4128 code for a protein of 1375 amino acids. The transcript has a single exon. The record is from RefSeq and is a predicted model, not a curated record. Lineage: Eukaryota; Apicomplexa; Aconoidasida; Haemosporida; Plasmodiidae.
AUGAGCGGCUGGCUGCUCAACCUACUGGCAAACACCAAGAUCCUCGUCGACAGAGUUAGAGUUACCUUCCUCUUCUUUUCCCACCUACUCCUUCUUAACAUCCCACUGAAAAACGUCCGGGUGAAAAAUAUUUCCUUCGAAUUCGAUUUCAUAAAAAAAAUAAUUUCUUUUUUCACAAAAAAAAAAAAAAAAAAAAAAACACACAAAGCAAACAAAGCAACAUCAUGGGGGAAGAAGGAGAUCCACGUCGAGUCCCUAAGCUGUACACUCGAUUGGAAAGCAAACAAAGCAACAUCAUGGGGGAAGAAGGAGAUCCACGUUGAGUCCCUAAGCUGUACACUCGAACACAAAGCAAACAAAGCAACAUCAUGGGGGAAGAAGGAGAUCCACGUCGAGUCCCUAAGCUGUACACUCGAUUGGAGAGAGUACGAAGAGUACAACUUGCAUCACAACACCUAUGCGAGGUUACUACACGAAUCGCUUCAGCAAAAGAUUGUUCAUUUCAUAUGGAAUAAAUUACUACGCCUUUUUUUCGAAGCCAUUUUUAAGCACUACUUUUUACGGGUCGGCAAGCUGUGUGUACACAUUCGCUACCGCCAUGCACACACACAUGAGGAGCUGUGUGGGGGUGGUGAUAAGUGUAACACCAAGAGGAGCACCACCUACCACUUGACCCUUUGUGACGUUUGCCUUUUUCUCGACCACUAUGGAGGGGGGACUAGUAUACAUGUGGGAGUUGGGGACAACCCAAACGGCCAAGUCACUCCGGACAAGCGCAAGGACCAUCUGUCGCCCCACCCCCCGAGCCACCUCCGGUGCAGAAAAAUAUACCUGAGAAAGGAAAACGAGCAAGCCAACACAUUUCUCGUGAAAAAUGUCUUCUUUUUUGUUAAGGAUAGGAGGCUGUUUGUCUCCCUCUUCUACUUGAACGCACAAGUGUGCGAACUGAAGGAAGUCUUCUACGCAUGGGGGAAGAGGCAACCAAGGGACCACUUCGUAAAAGACUUGAUACAGGUCCUCCAGAGGAACAGUCUACAACACUCCUCUAUGUGGAACUUCCUCCACAAAAAACAGGCCAGCAUAUCCCCCCCCUUGGCUUCCUCAAUUGCCUCAAAUGUAGGGGUCACUUUUGGUGCAGAAUUUUUUUCAAAUUUUUUUUUUCUCUUGGACACCCUCAUUGUUAAGCUGCAUGUGGGCAGCGACAUAGAAGUGCGAACGACGGGACGAAAAUUAACAUUUGAGACCCCCCUGGGGGGUGCUGACCCGUAUAGAUGUACACACCCAUGGGAGAUGUUUUCCCUUUCAGUAGAAUCCCUCCUCACGUGGACAGAAAAAAAUGUAAUUUGUAUUAAUGGGACGCAGGAUGACAAGCUCCUUUGUGAUGUCCCUCUUGAGGAUGAUCUGCACAAGUGUCGUGACACAUACAAUGCGAACGAUGUUGAAGUGGUGCAUUGUAUAACCUCCCCGUUGUAUACAACAACACAUGCACAAAACGUUCUGCUGCGGGAGGGAUGUAAUAGGUACCGACUGAGUCUAUACAACUCAUGUGUAAUAAUACACCUCGAGGAGUUACUAACCAUACAGAGCAGACUAAUCAGUCUUUUCGGGGCCGGCUUAGGGUUACGAGGAGGACAUGCUAGGGACAAGUUCAAGGGAGUUAUUGCCUCCCCAACGGAAGCAGUCCUCAUGUCACUUUUUCACUUUACCGUUUAUGUAAAUAAAAAAUUGAACAAGUCAGUCCUGUUGAAGAGUACGCCAAAUGAGAAACCUCGAGAGGAGGAGCUACCCUACGGCAUGUCUACCCAGCAGGGAACAGAAGGGGUGCUCAAACUGGAGGUGCAAAAAGUGACUAAUCAUGCGGUUAGGGAUCACCCAUGCGAGAGUAACCAGGGGGGAAUGUUCAACACAGAGCAGCAUGAACAUGUACAUGUGGGCAGUAUGUGUAAAGGGAGUCCCCACUUUUACCUGAACAAAGUCAUACUAAAGUGGGUAUAUUAUAAACAGGGGGUGCUUUAUGAGUACGCCAUAAGUGACCACAUGGACAUCACCUGUAAAAGAGAGAGGAAGCAGGAGGGAGGAAGACUCUCUUCAGUGACGAUGGUCUAUGCAGCAGUGUCAACAUGGUACCUACUACCAGAGCAUGUAAUCUUUGUGCAGGACUUGUACCUGCUGUGUUGCCAACAUGGAAGGAGAAAAAAACGGUUCCCUGUGAGGGGAACAUUAAUGAGGCGCACACUAAUGACGACCACAUUAAUGAGGAGAACAUUACUCAGGAGGAACAAGAAAAGACGUGACGACACCACCAGUACACAUACCCACUCCAACAGUUAUAUAAUCCUAACCUUUAAAAAUUGCCUAGUACAUUUGUUCUGCAUUUCGCGCAAUUUUUAUAUAUAUAGGAGAGUCUGUAAAUACAUUGGUCAUGCAGAUAUGAAUUUAUUAAAGGGGGUCACCAAAGAAGGUCCUCCCUUGUCCAGCAUCAGUGUGACGUGCAAUUUUUUGUACCUCUUGAAUUUCGCCUCGAAGGAAGAAUCGUCCUCCAAGCAAAGUAGGACGUGUGGAAGUCACUUCUAUUUGAGCAACGUGGGCGUACAUGUGAGGGAACUGCCGAACAGGCUGAAUCAGGUGUGCGUCUUUAAGAGGGGCACGGUACCAUCGCAAAGGGUACCAUCCCGCAGGGCCUCAUCGCAAAGGGGCAAAAGUGAACCGCUGCGCCAACCCAAUAGCCGCUACGAUAUUGUCGUCUGCUUCAGAAAUAAAAAGGUGCAUGUGGAUAUGCGCAAUGUCGCGCGCGUGACCUUUUGCACAUUUGUUAUGUACGAGCUGUACGCCGCUCUACUUAGGAUGGUGAACGGAGUCGACUGGGGGGGAGGCGUGAGCAGACAACCAUGGGGAGGGGACAAAUCAAACAGAUUGUUGCAGGUCGGGAUGAAGGGAAGUCGAGGCAGAAGACGUGUUUACCAUUUCCUCCCACGGAGAAGAAGCACCACUCAGAUGAGCGAAAGCUGCUUCGCAGAAGGAUCACCCACCCUGUGUAACUACCAAGACGAGGAAGACAAACUUACACAGGGAGAGGCACCUAAGCAACCCAUCCCUCUUCCCUCCAAAAAAAGAAUUAAGCAAAUAAUUCAGUCACGUUGUAACAAACGCAAGCUGGUGAAGUACCAACUCCAAGUAGAUAUAAAGAGCCAAGUAGCCUUCCUGUCGGCUGACCAAGUGCGUUCCAUGCAUGAGUUACAAAAUAUUACAAAUGAUGAACUCAGGAGAAGUGAAUAUACUUUAUGCCUAGAGGGACGGUUGUCUUUCCUGUACUUCGAUCCCCUCCACAGGGAACAUAUAAAACGCUACAACUUUCUGCAGCUUCAUUUGGAGGCUCAUAAGGUGAAGGUCCGGAAGAGGACCCAUUCGAAAAAAAACUUUCAGCUCUUCCAUUUUGAGCAGAGAAGAUUUUCCCAUCAGGGGAGUCUCCCCUCACCGGACGUUUUCUCUCCUUCAUUUUACAAGCUUUUUCUUGCUCCACAAAGGAGCCGUACGUUGGGUGGCGACGCGGGACGCUACUUCACCGUGGAGGCAACUGUGAGGAAUGUGGACGAAGUGAUGGACUCCCCCACUCGGGGGGGCAGAAAGUACAACUCAGAGACGCUCAUCAGAGGGAGGGGCCUACGGAUGAUUUACAAAACGAAUGACUUCUUUUUCUUCCUGAACAAGUACCUUCUAACCGACGCAUGCUACCUCUUCUCGGUGAGGCGAGCCAUGGAGGAGGUGAUGGUAAACCCUGUAGAGGGCCGCUCGGAGGAAUGUAUGCACAGCGAGAGUGCCUACCUGCACUUCUGCAAAGCAGAGGUGGCAGACCCGUUCAUUCUCCGAAACAGCAUUGCACGGAAGAGACAAGAAGGGAGCCACGUGGACAAAACAAAACAGACGCACUACCUCGGGUACAAAGUCAAAAGAAGCGAAUUGAAAACACUUCCAGUCAGCCUGAACAAAUAUCAACUCGUUCUAAACAAAGUCAUUCUCUUCCUUCCAUCCAUGACGAACAACAGAAAUUUCCUACUAGCGAAAAACGAUGUAGUUGUAAGAAACCACAUUGAGGUGAAAAAAAAAAAAAAAAAAAAAAAAAAAAAUUGA